This is a messenger RNA of Rhopalosiphum maidis (corn leaf aphid), 2741 nucleotides long. Its product is annotated as peroxidase-like. The record is from RefSeq and is a predicted model, not a curated record. Gene Ontology annotation, biological process: response to oxidative stress. Gene Ontology annotation, molecular function: peroxidase activity; heme binding. The transcript has 13 exons. Lineage: Eukaryota; Metazoa; Arthropoda; Insecta; Hemiptera; Aphididae. Bases 275 to 2230 code for a protein of 651 amino acids.
UUCACUCUCGCUAUCGUUGUUGCGCUCCCAAGUCGUACACACACGCGCACGGAUCAGACUAGAUAUAUGUAGGUAACUCAUGCGCAAACGAUUUAUUAUAAUUACUGUCCAUCCGGUAACAAAGUGUACCACGUACAUUUUUCCAAACUAAAAAAGUAACAUUUUAUAUCGUUUACAGUUUUUCUUUUCUCGUCUAACCCUCGUCUACAUCAUCUCUCUCUCUAUUUUUAUCUUUUUCUCAAACUUUUUGCCAGUGGAUAAGACGAUCUAUCAGAUGGAAGUUAUCAAGUACGCGGUGCUUCUUUUGAGCAUCGCCGCCGCCGUUUACACGCCCGCCUUUUCGACCGAUACGAACGGCCGAACCAGGAGGCAAAGUUUUGUAGAUUUUUUGCCAUGGAAUUCAAGAAUCGGUACAGCCGACUCUCAAGUCUCCGGUGGCACGAUGGUCACGGGUGCCCAGAGUGUGGCGCUUCAAAACGUAGCCGACGUUUGUCUGACCAGCAUACCUUGCAACCCUCGGGCUCGUUACAGGAGCUUCGACGGUAGUUGCAACAACUUACAACAACCGGGCUGGGGCUCGGUGAACACGGCGUUGGUCAGGUUGUUACCAGCUGCUUACCAAGACGGUGAGAGCAGACCGAGAUUGACCUCAUUCGGCCGGGUACUUCCCAGUGCUAGACUGAUCCGUACGACACUGUUCCCGGAGAGGAACGUGCCUGACAUACGAUUUACGCUUGCCGUUAUGCAGUGGGCGCAAGUCGUUGCACAUGACGUCACUCUACUCACAGAGAAAUCCGCUCCUGAUUGUUGUGCCAGCAACGGUAAACUGUUGCCCAUCGAAACUCUACAUCCCAAUUGUUUCCCAAUCCCCGUACCCGCCAAUGAUCAUUUCUACUCCAGGUUCGGUACAGCGUGUCUACCCGCCAAAAGAACCGUAUCAUCCGACGAUUUUGGGUGCACCUUAAAACCACAGCAAAAGGUGAUAGCGACGACCCAUUUCCUGGAUGCUUCACUUGUGUAUGGCGCAACAGGUCAGACAGCCGGAAACCUGAGGUCUUUCAGGGCAGGCAGGAUGAGGGCACAGAUCACAAGAGACGGACGAAUGUUCAUGCCAAACGUCAACACUCCCACGCAAUCUUGUAACGUUGCAACGAAUACGGAGGUCUGCUACAGAGCAGGCGACGGUCGAGUAAAUCAGCAUCCCGACAUGGCCGUGUCUCAAGUAGCCCUUUUACGGUUACACAACUUCUUGGCGACAGAAUUUGCGCAGCUCAACCCGCAAUGGACCGAUGAGAUACUGUACCAAGAAGCCAGAAAGUUUGUCAUCGCCAUCAUUCAGCACAUCACGUACAACGAGUUCCUGCCAAUUUUAUUAGGUGAAAAUUAUGUUCGUGAAAACGGCAUCUCUCCGCUGAAACAAGGUUAUAGUAAUUUAUACAAUUCAAACAUUAAUCCGUCUACAUUGGCUAGUUUUGCCGGUGGAGCGUUUAGAUCAUUGCACAGCCUGGUACCAUCAGUUUUUAACUUGGUGAAUGAAGAUCGCGAAAACGGUGCCGCGCCAACACGUUUCAGUGAAUGGAUGAACAAGCCCGGUAUCAUACAAAGACCGGGUAACUAUGACAUGUUCCUGAGAGGCAUAGCCACACAACCUCAACAAGCACAAGACAUAUUUUUCAGUGAAGAAAUUACAGAUUUGCUGUUCAGAGCUAAUGGACCUCUGGGACAAGAUUUAGUAGCGAAAGACAUCCAACGUGGUCGAGACAUGGGAAUACCGUCGUAUAAUCACUUUAGGACGUUAUGCGGAUUACCGAAGGCUACGUCGUUCGAUGAUAUCAGAGACGUCAUGGACGAAGAGAGGAUUGAACGAUUAGCUAAAAUCUAUCCAACAGUCGACGACAUCGAUUACCUGGUUGGCGGUAUGCUCGAAAGAAUUAUUCCGGGAACGCUAACCACUCCCUCCUUUAGAUGCGUCCUCGGAGAAGGAUUCUUCCGUUACAAAGCAGGCGAUCGAUUCUUUUACGAGUACGAUAUAUCGCCUGGAGCUUAUUCCCCGGAUCAACUUUCCGUCAUCAGGAGGUUUUCGUUGUCCACUCUCAUAUGUUUGACUGGCGAUAACAUACAGACGAUGCAGAGAAACGCAUUCCUACAAAUCAACCCUGGGAACGCAUUGAUCCCGUGUAGACAGAUCUUGGCGGAACUAGAUUUGUCGCCGUGGAGAUUCCAAAGUUAACCUCGUACAGCCCGUGUUAACAAGCUUGGAUGAAGAUGAGAAAAAAAUCAACGUUGCGUUUGUGAUAUAUUGUGUGUAUUAUAGUACCAGAAGUUAGUCUUAAGUAUUCAAUGUUUAAUUAUUUUUAUGUUUAGUCGAAUAAGUUUAAAUUAUUAUUAUUUACAUCGUUACCAAGUUUUAAAAUACAAAUCGUUCGAAACUCAGAAUUUUUUUCAAAUGAAAACAUAAUUAAGUUGUACCAUUUUUUUUUUUUUUAAUAUUUAUGUACAAAUUGUUUUUGUUCAAAAACUCAUAAACAAUUAUAUUACCUAUCUCAUCAACGAUUUCAAUGACCAAAAUGAUAAUUAGUAAUAUUGUUGUUUUUUAUCGUAAAGUUUUUAACGUAUUCUUGAUUUUUUUUAAUUUAAUAUUUUUCGUGUACGCAAUUCUUCUUACAACGAAGUGUGUUGAACAUAUAUAAACUCUUAAACGUGCCAUGGCAAAAUACAUCGGAAGAAAAAAUAUUUUUAAG